CAGCACAGUUUUGUUUACCUCCGCGAUGAUGGCGGCGAGUGUCACGAGAUAGACCUCUGCCUGCCGCUGCCCCUCCCGCCACACAGCCUUCCGUGGGCUUACAUAUCACUGAACACGUGCUUACUCUCCAUUAAGACUACAGGGCCUACGUACACAGGAAUAGAACUUUUAACUUAAGGGGAAGAGUGUUAAGAUGGUGGAAGUGGUAAGUCAGUGUCUUGGCCUGUCUCCCUUCUACUGCUGCGCAGGACCCUUGCCAGACUUGGUUGAGGCCUUCAUUUGUUCCCCAUGGAUGAGGGAAAUUGUAAAGGACGGGGUGUACUCAUGGCCUCCAGAGCAUGAAUCAUUAUCUGCAGCAGAAGUACAAUCAGCUCUGCAGCUUGGCCAUCAAUUAGAACAUCCCUGGCAAAGAGUAUUUAUACAGGUUAUACCAAAAAAAGGAUGUGAUGUAUAUCCACUGGCUAGGAACUGUAGCCAGUCUCUAGGUCUUUUAGCAGAUGUAUCUUUUUCUCAGCUGCUUCAUUAUGUGGCUACAUCCAAUAACAAAAAUUUAUGGAAGGAUGCUUUCAAAAAAUACUCAGAGCAUGGCAUUGCUGUGCAGGGCAAGGGCGGAACACAAGUGGGAACUGACAGCAUGAGCAGUGUGCUAAGAGAGGCAGUACACCGACUUUAUGGCUGCAUUCUGAUACCACUACAAGAGAACAGUGAUCUACAGUCAGCCACUCUGAAUGGUCCAUCAUGCAGACCUCAUUCCAACAUCUUACCAGCCAUUUGUGCCCUGGAAGGCAAGCACCACAUGUUUGUUGUGUUGGAGAAUGUGGGUCACAACAUGCAACACUGUGUAUCUUUCAGCCCAGCCAAGCUAAGUGGGUCUGAGGUGCGACCUCUCUUUGUGCUGUAUCAGCUACUGGAGGCUGCUCGUGAUACCCAUGACCGUGGCCUUCAUCUGGGUGAUGUCACACUCAGUCAUCUGUUUGUUGAUGAUGCACUCUACCUCAGUCUGCUGCCCUGCAUCCCUGACAGCCUUGUUGAACCAGAAUCUCAUCCUUCCCAGACCAAAGAUGUAAAUAAUGAGGAAGCAUGGUUGAAUGAAGAAGCUGUCAAUCCCCAGGGUGCACCAGACUUGGACCAUCCCCCAGUAGACAGUUCCAAGAACAUACCUGGAACUUGUUCAGGUGGAAGAUUACAUGACUAUCAUCAACUCCUAUCAAGUGAUGAUGUUUAUAACAUACUAAAACAAGUAGAGGGAGGUGGUGAGCAAUUGGAAGCAAUGCUUCAGUGUUCCCUAGUCCACCUUACACAGCUAUGGGUGGGGCACCAGAUUACCACUUUGGACUAUCUACUUUGCUUAAAUUUCUUUGCUGGGAGGAGGUUCAAUGUACCCAACCACCAUCCCAUUGUGCCUUGGGUGACAGACUUUUCCUCUAGAACAUCAGGCUGGAGAGAUCUCACUAAAACAAAAUUUCGGCUGAACAAAGGGGACCAGCAGCUAGAUCAAACAUACCAGAUGGCUGCCACUCAUGGUCAGUCUAAGCAAACAGCAGCUCACCAUGUAACAGAGGUAUUCAGUGAAAUAACAUACUACGUGUACAAGGCUCGAGUAACUCCUAAGGAAGUCUUGACUAAGUAUGUACGCCAGCAGUGGGUGCCAGAACAUUACCCAUCAACUGUAAGCCGCCUGUAUGAAUGGACACCAGAUGAAUGCAUUCCAGAAUUCUAUACUGAUUCUUCAAUUUUCAAGAGUAUGCAUGAAGACAUGGGUGAUCUAGAAGUACCUGAGUGGUGUUCAGAUACAGGGAACUUCUUGAGUCUUCACCGCAGUAUGCUGGAGAGUGAGAGAGUGUCUCGCAGACUUCACCAUUGGAUUGAUCUUAAUUUUGGGCAUAAACUGUCAGGAGGAGCCUCAGUUAAGGCUAAAAAUGUAUGCCUGCAGCUAGUUGAUCAUCACACAUUCCUGGCUAGUGGAGGCGUGGUGCAGCUUUUCACCACACCUCAUCCACCGAGGCUUACUUCUUCCCCAUAUCUUGGUCGCUCACCUCCAAAACUAACUGUUACUCCACACCCAGAGACAAACAACCGGAAAGGUUACCAGUCUGAACCAGAGGGAGGGGAAGCAGAGCUGUCUUCCUCUGAGUCAGAAACUGAGAAAUGUGAUGAGCAGAGUGAAGCAGAUUCAGCCCCAGAAAGACAAGAUGAGGAAAUGGAAAACUUCAAAGCCUUGGCUCUUUCCAAGAAAUUGAGUCGUUCAAGAACAUCUUUAUGUGAAGAAAAGCAAGCAGAAUUACCAUGCAUCCAAUUGCCUCAUGAUUAUAAUCCUUUAGUUGCAAUGAAUCAAUUAGAAAUGCAGUUUAAUUUUGUACUAAAAGCUUCAAGAAGGAUUCCAAAGCAGUUAAUUAAGUUUAAGGACAAUCAGCAGGCAGUGAAGCAAGCAGCCCAUUUAAGACGAGUGAGGGACAUGCAAGCUAUAGGCUGCAUGAUUGUUGAAAUGUUUUCAGCUUCCAAAUGCCGAGGUUUAGGAAGGAGAGCCUCCCUCAGGGAACGAUAUGCUCAUGCUCAAAAACUGUUGGCACAUGACCAAAAUGACAUGCCUCGCUGUGCUCGUCGAGCCUUGCAGAUCAUAUUCCAGAUGUUGAGUUCCCAAGAUACAGAGCACACAAGCCUUCCUAGUAAAUAUGAUCCUGUAUCCUCAGAUGGUCUGCCACCUCCUAGCCCUCACCAGUUGUUGCAGCCACUUAUUAAUUUGGUGGUUUUUCCCUCAUAUUUUCCUAAGUUGUAUAGAUUUGUGUGCAAAAUGAGGCAGUACUCUUGUCUGUUAUAUGAAGCUCAGGGCAUUCAUGUUGAUCCACAUGAGAGAAAGGAAUAUAUUCAGAAAGUGAUGGCAAAUAGAGUUAAAAUGGCUGCUAGAGAUCUUCCAGAUAUAUUGCCAUCUCUUUCCCUGGAAGGGCUAGACCUUAUUUUACCUUUCCUGACAGAAUUAUUUGAGUGUCCAGAGAGUGCUGUGAGUGCUGCCUGGUACCUGACUUCUAUUUUAGCUCAGGCCCUUGGACCUGAAGGAGCAAACAAACAUCUUUUACCACCUUUGGUGAAAUUGUUUGAAGCCGAAAAUGUAACUGAUAAACAUUUAAAGCUCUUCCAUCGAUCCUUCCUGCUGCAACUGAUAGUGUGGCUGGGCUUGGAAAAGUUUCUUUCUCACUUCAUCACUCCUCUUAUUGAGGGUGUAGGAGGAUAUAAGGAUAUUCUGGGGAAAAGUCAUCAAUCACCUGAAUUAAUGAGGAAGCAGUCAACAAGUCUCAAGAGUGUGGACAUAAGUUUGGGUGUUGAAGGAGUAAUAUCACCAUGUGAGGAAGACUCACAUUCCAGUGCUGCUGAAAUUACUCUCAGGCUUCAUUCUGACCAGGAUCAAUCUACUGAUCUCAAUCCAGAAGAGGCUGAAGCAGAGCCAGAAGUUUUUGUAUUUGAAGGUGGUGAAGAAGAGGUUGAUAGCAAGUCUCCAGACACACCAUUGCAAGAUACUAGUGAUCAAUUAAGUGGUGCAGAGCUGCCACAUCUAGAACUAUGUGAUUGUGUAUAUUUCGUCUUCACAUCUUGCAUGACACAGCAGUCCAGGGCCUCCGCAUGUAGAAUUGUAUCACCCAUGGCUUCUGAAACCUUGAGUUUGGAUGACGUGUCUCUUCAGGAAGGAAUUGGUUCUAUUCCAUCUCACUCUCCUUCUCCAAGUGCUGGUGAGGAGGAGGGAGAAGAAAGAGGAGAGGAAGUAGAAAGAGAACAGGAAGAAAAUGAUGAGGAAGAGGAAGAGGUCCAUAGUGAACUUGAUACUCCAACUCCUCUGGCAUCAGCUUAUGCAGCUUCUUCAACCACUGCUUACCCAAUGUCCCCCUCAUCAGUCACUAGUGGUAUCAACAUUCCCCGUAGUGGGGCAUUGCCUGAAAUAUCAUCUACCAAGUCUGCAAGAGAAUAUUCCAGCUCACUCCCAGACUUCCGCCUUGAGAAAUUUAAAUGUGUUACCAAUAUUGACACUGAAGAAAGUAAGGAGUCUUUGCAAAGACCUCACAAAGAAAAAGAAAGCCCAUAUGAUCGAAGCAGAAUUGAGCUUGGUCACAGCAUGUCAGAUGUAUGUUGUGAGAGUGUUUUAUGGUUGGCAGGACGGCUCGGGCCUGUCCUCACUGCACGUUAUGUGACUCGCAAUUUACUGCGUAUGCUAACCCUCUGCUACUUGCCAGACUCUGGUGCUUUGGCUCCACUACCUCCAGAUCCUGAUGACCUACUUUCUGUCACAAAAAAGCGCAUUGUGGGAGAUUCAUAUUCCAAGAAGGUGCUCAUUUGUCUCUCAGAAAUUGCUUGUUUGUAUGGUGAGCAAGUGAUAUUGCUUCAGUAUCUCUGUCACAUAUGUGAACUUGUGGCCUCAUGUCGCCGCAAGUUGUCAGCCACAAUGGAGGGUGGGCUUCUGGGAGCUAUGGCCCUCCUGCAACACCUUUUGCCUUAUCUUACUGAUUACACAUUUAUGGAAUACCUACAGGAAACUCUGAUCCGUAAUGCAGUUUAUCCAGUGAUCCGUCUGUUGUCCUCUACCAAAGUCAAUUUCCCUCAUGGUGGUGCUGCUCGUGGAGUGUUGGCUUGCAGAGUAAUUGACUGUCUCUUCAUAAUGGCCCGCAGAGUUGGCAGGGAAAUGAGUAAGAGCAUCUUGAUGCCAACCAUUACAAGAUUUCUGACAACCUUUGACAAAUGUCACAGUAGCUCUCUUGGACAACUAGCAGCCUUAAACAGGUCAAAUGAGGGAGUAGAGACAGAAGACAGUGAGAAAAGUUCAGGUCCCUAUCAGACAUCUCCUGUUAAUGAAGACUCAAUUAAAAUUAAGGCUAUAGAAGAGCUGAAGGAAGUGCUGACUCCAGAGCUUGCCUACCUGUCCUAUGUGCCACUCUGUAGGUUCUUGGGUCCCUCAUACAUGGAAGUCACCUUGCCCAACCAUGAUCUUCUGCACUCUCUCUGUCUCCAGUUUGAUGAAAAUAACCAGGCGGACCAUGCAGCAGUGUUGACUGAUGAUGGCCUAGGACUGAGUAGCUCUGGUGAUGAGGCUGGUGGCGGCGGGAGUCGUAGGAAAUCUGUCUCGAGCAGAGGAGGCACCAAUGUUGCAGUAACAGGAAAUAGGAUUGAUAUAAAGGAUGGAGCAGAUGGUGUCUUCAGUCCUCUCACAGAUCUCCCUCCAUCAACUGGCUUUGCCACAACAGUUGAUAUUACCAAGUACACAAAUACAAAAAUGGAAAAUACUCAAAGGCAUCUGCGAGGCAAUUGGUUGGCUUACUGGGAGCAUGAAAUUGGACGAAGUGAACAAGAUACAAGAUUUAACUUCAAACAAAUCAAGCUGCAGACAUUUGUAGGCCAUAACAACAGUGUAAAAUCCAUCCAAGUACUGGAUAAUGAAAACUCCUUCAUUUCCUGCAGCAAAGACAAGACGGUAAAGUUGUGGUCCUUGCGAAGCCAGGGUGAUGGAAGUUCCCAUGUGAGCCCUCAGUGGACUUACACUGGCCACAAGAAGUCAGUCUUUGGAGUGACUCUGUGCGAGUCAAUGAGAUAUGCUGCAUCCUGUGACUCAACCGUCCAUGUUUGGGAUCCCUUUAUAUGUGCUACCAUAAAGCAACUUGACUCUCUUCGUCAUAGUCCUGUUACAGUUCUGACAGCUAUGGCAGCACCUUCAACACAGUUAGUGGUUGCAACCACUGAUGCAACUCUGAAGUUCAUUGAUCUUAGAACUUGCAGCUAUAUACAUGAAUUUAAGGUGUCUGUGGGAGGUGCAGGGUUAGUACGUUGUAUUGACUCAAGUGGGGAUGGCCACCUGGUGGCUGUAGCGCACUCCUCAGGGGUGAUAUCCGUCCUUGAUAUACGCACAGGACAUCUUCUUUCAACGUGGAAACCACACGAAGGAGAGGUGUUAUGCAUGAAAUGGCAUCGCAACAGCACCUUCAUUAGUUCAGCUCUUGACCAAACCAUGUCUGUGUGGAGUACUGAUGAUACCAAGCUCAAAUUCACUCUCAGGGGUCCAACUGAGCCAGUACAUCUGAUAAGCCUAUAUGAGGAUGAGGUCAUCACUGGCACCACAGCUAACAGAAUUGGAGUCCACACCUCCAUCUCACCCACUGCCUCAUUCUCCUCCACUAGACUACGAUCAGACACUUUCAGGGGUGUUCUCACCACCAUGGCAGUCCUACCCCUCAACCGACUGAUGCUUCUUGGAGCUGAUAAUGGAACUAUAAGACUACUAUGUUGAGGCUUUAACUAAUGUGAUAUUGUGAUUUUUAAGGGUCAUUUCUAAUAAGCUCACAUACAGGUUCCUGAUUAAGUUGUCAGGUGUUGUCAAGAAGAGAACUCUCAUCAUAUCAUUGUUAAGUAUGAUUUUAAGUUAAUCUUAAGUAACACUGAUCUGAAACAUUUACUGUUGUACAGAUGAAUUGUAAAGUAUGUACCUUAAAAUAUAUGGGAUUUAUAUUUUAUAUAUUGCCUUUCAAGUAAGUCAUGUAAUUAUAUAUAAAAAAAUAAAGCACAUUUGCAUGA
Molecule: messenger RNA, 6546 nt
Organism: Scylla paramamosain (green mud crab)
Lineage: Eukaryota; Metazoa; Arthropoda; Malacostraca; Decapoda; Portunidae
Gene: Wdr81
Product: WD repeat-containing protein 81-like
Biological process (GO): aggrephagy
Cellular component (GO): mitochondrion
Molecular function (GO): protein binding; phosphatidylinositol 3-kinase regulator activity
Source: RefSeq, a predicted model, not a curated record